Diospyros lotus (date-plum) is the source of this 1072-nucleotide messenger RNA. RefSeq lists its product as uncharacterized. Lineage: Eukaryota; Viridiplantae; Streptophyta; Magnoliopsida; Ericales; Ebenaceae. Bases 144 to 908 code for a protein of 254 amino acids. Gene Ontology annotation, molecular function: structural constituent of ribosome; 5S rRNA binding. The record is from RefSeq and is a predicted model, not a curated record. The transcript is spliced from 3 exons. Gene Ontology annotation, biological process: translation. Gene Ontology annotation, cellular component: ribosome; cytosolic large ribosomal subunit.
GAUGUGGAUGGAAACAAUUGCGAACCGACGGUUGGGGCGGAUUCGCCAGACCCGGACAACUCACGGCUCGCCUAUGAAUUGACGCAGAGCUAGACCGCUAGGGUUUUUACAAGGUUUAGCGCUCCGGCCUCGCAUUUGCAAUCAUGUGGAUCCACCGGCAAGUGCUCACUAGAACCCUCCACCUCCGGCACUACGGCCAGGCGGCGGCGGCGCUGCUUCACGAACCGGAAGCCCCGCUCACGUACCUGGAAGGGUUUCCGGUACCGGACCCCAGAUAUGCCGAGACGAUCCGCGCCGUCCCACGCGCCACAUCCGGAAAGAACAUCUCCGCCAAGGAGCGGAAGGCGGGCCGUGUCCCUAGCAUCGUGUUCGAGCAGGAGGACGGCCAGCACGGCGGCAAUAAGCGGCUUAUCUCCGUCCAGAACAAUCAGAUCAAGAAGCUUGUGAACCAUCUCGGCCGCUCCUUCUUUCUGUCCAGGCUCUUCGAUCUCGAGGUCCGGCCCGAUUUGGAGUCGGAGGUCGUCGUCGAAAAGGUUCGCGUGUUGCCGCGAGCGCUUCACCUCCACGCUGGUACAGAUGCAGUACUCAAUGUUACCUUCAUAAGGGCCCCAUCAGAGGCAUUGUUGAAGGUUGAUGUUCCCCUUGUAUUUAGAGGUGAAGAUGUUUCACCUGGACUAAAAAAAGGUUCUUAUUUGAACAUAAUCAAGAGGACCGUCAAGUACCUUUGCCCCGCGGAUGUCAUCCCUCCUUAUAUCGAUGUCGAUUUAAGUGAAUUGGAUGUGGGUCAAAAGUUGGUGAUCGGUGAUCUCAAAGUUCAUCCAGCUCUCAAGUUUAUUCGGUCAAAAGAUGAACCUGUUUGUAAGAUCAUGGGAUCAAGGGUUUCUGAUCAACAAAGGAGAUCUAAAUAAGAUAAGCACUUUCCUUUUCUUUUUGAUUUUUUUUUUUCUUUUGUUAGGAAAUUUUUAAAGAUAAGCACUUCACAUGAGAAAUUUUUAUGAGCCUUGUCAACAAAAGAUCUACAUCUUUGCAGCAGGAAUCAUUGAGAGCCAAUGUGAACUUGCUCUUGCUUCUA